AUGCCAACAGCCAGCCUCGACAGCCUGAUCGUGUCUCCGGUUGAUUUCGAACGGUACAAUGGGCACCACCGCCUCCACACCUUUGAGCUCCCGCGCUCACCGAAUGACUACUCAACUACACCAAUUGAUCCCCAAUGCACGGCUCAAGACGUGGCCCAAUGGCUCAGUCAACCGGGCACAAAAGCCGACCCAGACGACGCCACCAUGAAGAUCCUCCUCAUCCAAACCCGGAACCAAUCGACUGCGAAGAAAACUCCAAGUCUUUCGUCCCCGUCCCCUGCGUUGCUCAGAGAACCACCCCGUCCGCGAACAUCUGAACGAGAGUCACAGGCAGAAUUUGUCUGUGACGUGUUCAAUGGUAUCGGCCUCCCACUCGCCGCGUUUGGUGCCUAUAUCAAAGCACACAUCGCCUUUGUCUGUGUACCUCCGGCAUCAACCAGCAUCCAUGAAGACCCUUCCACCAUGCCAGUAUCGGCCGUCGCAAGCGCGAAAUACUACUGUUCCGGCACCAGCUGGACGAUCGCCUGGUCUUAUAGUGUCUCCCAAAAUCAUACAGCAGCAGUAAUGUUCCACCGUGAAGGCGACGGAGACGAGCGCAAGGCCGAAGUCCUCGCAGACCUUCUCCGACUCCAGACGCACCUUUCCCACCCAAUGCUCCUGGGUUAUAUCAAGACGAAAAUCUCCCUCAGCUUCACCUUCGACAUGCUCGACGACAUGAACCGCGAAACACUCGCUUUGGAGCAAGAAAUCGGGUUUCCGACAUGGAACUGGGUCUUGGACCGAGUAAUGCCAGGUCAAGGCGUGGGCGAAACUCAAGACAACGCCGUCGAAGGCUUCAAUGUUCUCUCGGGGAAACUUACGAACAUCCGCUUCCGCCUACGUACGUUUCAGCAACAAAUCAAGUUCAUAUCGCGGUGCAAUGCCAAACAUCGGCACGCGUUGAACACUAGAGCAGAAACAGCAUCGGGAGGAGGUACAGGAAGGGGAUACGAGGCGGCACUGCGUGAAUGUGACGAACUCGACGCCUUUAUGGACGUCAUGUGGGACUAUACUUUUGUCCACCUCUUCGACGCGGACUCCCUCGGCGAACGCCUCGCCAACGCCAUGUCCGCCGUCUUCCAGCUGACCACACAACGAGACUCACGUGCCAGUCUGGCCAUCGCGGACAUCAAUAAUGAACUCGCGUGGCAAGGCAAAACCACAAAUACAAGCAUGCAAACGAUCGCGUUCGUCAGUUUGCUGUUUUUACCGGGCACAUUUGUGGCCUCGUUCUUCGAUACGCCGAUCUUCAACUUUCCCACUCCUCAGAACGGGAGGCAGGUCGUGGUCCCUCAGCCGUUCUGGAUUUACUGGACAGUCAGUGGCGUGUUGACGCUGGCGCUGGGGGUAGGAUGGAUGAGUUAUCUCAGACGAAGGCGGGAGAUGGAUCUGCGCGAGCGUGAGGGCGAGAGACGCCAGUUCCGCGAACGGAUCCGGCGUAGAACACACGGAGAGGCGGCGGCCGUGGUGUUGGAAGGGAGAGAUCCCCGCUCGGGCAUCGCGGACAGUGUUGAGAAGGGAUACGGUCGAAACUGCGGCUUCAAUUGGGGCUUGGAUUCAGCAGGUAGUUUCAGGAAAACACCAUCGCUCACUAGAGGCAGUGGAUUAAGAGACGACAAACGCCACGGGAAGUGGAGAGUCAAGAAUGACCUCUACAGUAUUGCCGUUCGAGAACCGACGGGGUCCUCCGCCAAUGUCGGCGAAGCAGGCAGAUAUGCCAAUAGUGGAUAUGGGGACUCUGGCUGGCCGACUGCCAGAUCCGCGGCAGCGGCAUGCUUGCAUGGGCUUUGA
This is a messenger RNA of Rhinocladiella mackenziei CBS 650.93, 1830 nucleotides long. RefSeq lists its product as uncharacterized. The record is from RefSeq and is a predicted model, not a curated record. The coding region runs from base 1 to 1830 and encodes 609 amino acids. The transcript has a single exon. NCBI's taxonomy places the organism in Eukaryota, Fungi, Ascomycota, Eurotiomycetes, Chaetothyriales, Herpotrichiellaceae.